Molecule: messenger RNA, 1029 nt
Organism: Cladocopium goreaui
Lineage: Eukaryota; Dinophyceae; Suessiales; Symbiodiniaceae
Source: the annotation of a GenBank genome assembly
AUGACUGAAGAGAGCCGAGAGGCUCAACCGCAGCCACCGCAGCCACCGCAGCCGCAGCUUGCGCAGUUUGGGACCUUUGAACCUGGAGAGACGCCGACGCCGACGACGCCGACGCCUGCUGGGUCCCCUGGAGCUUUUGGCGCUGGCGCUCUCGCUCUUUCGCUGCCAGAAGGAGAUCCACCGCUGCCCGCCCCUGCCUACAGAUCCUACAGUCGUAGGAGUUCAGGAGAUGCAGCAUCUGGAUUGUCCCCCGCACGUGGAAGCUUUAGCGACGUCCUGGAGCAGAUUCAGGUGUUGCAAGAAAGAUUGCGGGAAAUCCACGAACAGGAGGUUCACGGUGUUCACGGCGUUCACGGUGACAGAUCCAGGCCCAAUCCAUCAGCCAAGACCUCAAAGCACAAGACUUCUUCCAGGCUCAGCAUCAAGGAGUCGCCACACAGGGUCGACUCCAAGAGCUCGCAGUUGUCGAGCGAUGCGGAGAGACCCCCGACUUCGCAGAAGGCAGAAAUGAUGAUGGCACAGAAGGCCUUCAGGACCACCACCGAUUUCGAAGAGACGAUGCGAAGCGCGGAAGUGCAGUUCUUCAUCGGGGUGGAAUGGGACAUCGAUGACACAGGCCUGCUUGACCUCCAGAAGAACCACUUAGCAGUGACAUCACCAAGAACAAAAACCCAUCAUACGGGAACCAUCAGCUCAGGCGUGGGGGGUAUAGCCAGGAGGUCCUCCUGGUUGCGCACGACUACAGAGAGACCACCUGAAGGAUGCGCAGUAAACCCGGAAUCGAAGAGGAGGAUCUUUUGGGAUUGCUUAGCGAUGGUGGCGCUGAUGAUUGAGGUUCUCACUGCACCUGUGCAGGUGUACAACAUCGAUGGGAGAUUCAGACGAGCAGCAGAUGUGCUGCAUUGGGUGACCACAGCCUAUUGGGUCCUUGACGUUCCUGCCUCCUUCCUCACAGUACAUCAACGACAUCCUACACUCACAGUUGCAUGUCGUAGCCAAGGUCUAUUUGAAGUCCUGGUUUUGUUUUGA